Messenger RNA from Brassica oleracea var. oleracea, 659 nucleotides. Its product is annotated as huntingtin-interacting protein K-like. The record is from RefSeq and is a predicted model, not a curated record. The transcript has 4 exons. Gene Ontology annotation, biological process: negative regulation of apoptotic process; protein stabilization. The coding region runs from base 123 to 470 and encodes 115 amino acids. NCBI's taxonomy places the organism in Eukaryota, Viridiplantae, Streptophyta, Magnoliopsida, Brassicales, Brassicaceae.
GGUUCGGUUUUGUUAUUGUUUAGCCUUUAGGGUUACUGAAGCUCGGAAACACUAUCGAACCUCUCUCUAUAGCCGGAGAGAGUUGAUUCACCGAAACUCAAAGAGAGAGAGAGUUAGCAGCAAUGGAGGGAGCAGAAGAAGCUGGAGAGGAGAUAAUGGUCGAUUCAAAGGACUUACAGAAACAAAGCAAAGCUUUAGACAAGCUUACCGAUCGCGUCGAGGAUCGCCAGCUCGAUUCCAGUCGUGUUCAAUCGGCUAUGGCUUCGAUCGCUGCUUCUAGGGAGGCUGAUUUAAAUGCGAAGAGAUUGAGGGAGAAGGAACUGGCUUCUGUUAAGAUCAACGCCGCUGAUGUUGAGCUCAUUGUCAACGAACUCGAGCUAGAGAAGAAUGUGGUGGAGAGAACUUUAAGGGAGAACAAAGGCGAUGCCGUUGCUGCUACUAUGGAAUUGCUCUCACGAUAUCCUCUAUGAAGGACCAGUUCCAGCAUUUUCUUUUGUGUGAGAGCAACUUAGCAAGUAACCGAAUAUUUAACUCAAGUUCGAAGUUUUAUUCUUCUUAUCAAUUUAAAUCGGGUUGGUCUUGGAACUGUACUAAACUACGUGAUACUAUAGUAACAGAGACACUUUCAAAGCAAAGCAAGAUAUUAAGUUUAAAAUUAA